AUGGAUAUGUACAUGCAGCAGCAGUACGCCGCGGGCAUGUACACGCCGCACCAUAGCUCGAUGGCUUACCACGGCACUCAUCGCGCCAGCAGGAGCAAGCUGUCGGACAACAUCAUGACGGAUGCAAAGGGAGCCAUCAACAACCCUGACAUCACGUUGGUAAUGCGACAAGAACCCAAGGAGGCUCUCGUCUUGAGCGCAGGCAAAGAGAAAAGUCGCAAACCCGUGGAUCCGCCACCCAUCGUUCAGCUCAAGGUUAACGCUGACGUGGAGUCCAGCCAACACUUCCUACAGAGCCCGUACCUGUUCGUGGUUGCGGACCUUUGGAAGCCCGAUAAAGACGAGCGCUGGGAGGACCGUGGUGGUAACAACCUCUAUGGCGGGCUCUGCAGCUCUCUGCACCGCCUCAAGGACAUUGACAACAAGGAUGGCGGCUUCUUUAUCUUUGGCGACAUCUCCGUCAAGAUGACUGGCAGCUUUCGGCUCCACUUCAGUCUGUACGACCUCCAGAAGGAACACAACGCCGCAGUCUUUCUUGGUAGCGUCGCGACCCAGCCGUUCAAAUGCAUGGCCCCGAAGGACUUCCAAGGCUUGGAAGAAUCCACCUACCUCUCCAGGGCAUUUUCGGAUCAGGGUGUCCGGCUGCGUCUGCGCAAGGAGCCGAGGGCAUUUGCAGGUCAGAAGCGCACAUACUUCGCUGAUGGCAUGCCUCCUUCUCAGUCAAACGCUCCAGGAAGGGCCAGUAAUUCCUAUUAUGAGGACGAGUCUCCGCAAGCCAAGCGUUAUCGUGCGGACACAGAAGAUCGCAAGGAGAGCUAUGUCGACCACGCUGCUGUCUCACAGUCUAACUUCUCCUCGUCCUAUACCCCAGCCCCACAAGCAAGCUUUCCAGUAACCACCUACGCUCCCCAGGCAGGGUACACUCCUUCGUACACUUCACUUCCCCAACCAGGCUAUUCCUCGUCAUUUGCGCCACUUUCCCAGACAAAUUACGCUGCGCACUACCUCCCAUCCUCGCCAUAUCACCAUGCUCGUCCUCCGACCGAGACGAGGCAGUACAACGUUGGAGCUUAUGCAAGCAACAUCAAUCUCGCAAACAUUCCGCAGUCCAUGCCGCAGUCUAUACCGCAAUCUAUACCACAACCAAGCUUGUCACACUAUCCGGAUAUUCGCGCAGAGGAGAGCUGGGAUCCUUAUGCAGGCCUACAGAACCAACCCGCUUCGGGUCCUUAA
Didymosphaeria variabile is the source of this 1233-nucleotide messenger RNA. RefSeq lists its product as uncharacterized. Lineage: Eukaryota; Fungi; Ascomycota; Dothideomycetes; Pleosporales; Didymosphaeriaceae. Bases 1 to 1233 code for a protein of 410 amino acids. The transcript has a single exon. The record is from RefSeq and is a predicted model, not a curated record.